AUGUUCAGUGAUGCCUCUUCCCCGUAUGAACUUCUUGGCCAUUUCAUCGAUACAUUUAAACGAAUCGUCAAUGCUAAUAAUGCCCAUAAAACCGUUUUGCGGCACGAGCCACGUACCCACUCGGGUACGGUAGAUCCUUGGCCGAAAACCAGCAUCAAGAUAAAGUCAGUGGGAGCUGUACCGCAGGAUGCGCGAGAACGGGUGGUGCUGUUAGUGGUGGAUAACAAUUCGUUGGAGGAACCAGUGAGCGGCGAGAAAGGGGGCCACGAAAACGGCCCCCGAAAGGGCCCGCUGGAUGGUUUAGCCUGCGAGCAACCAUCGAGGAGACCUAACCGGCAAGAGGGCGAGAAUAUUCGAACGACCGAGACGCAGGACUCCGAUACCGUCUUCGGUUCAGAUCUCGCCGCGGUGGACACCGGGCUGGGAUCGAUCGACGAGCGCAUAGAACUCAAUGAAAGAAUCGGAAGCAAGAAAACAAAGCGGCCGCAAAGCCCCAUAGUAUCGACGAUCGACGACGAUAUCCCGAUCUUGAUACACUGCAAACGUCAUCCGGAGGAACUUAACGGCGCAGCCUUGGAGCUACAAUCGGCCGGUAAUAAUUCCGACGCGCGCUUAAAGCGUUCGAGGAAGACGUUGGACGACGACAACGACAACGUCAACGACGACGAACAACCGGCGAGAAGAAUCUGUGCGGCGCAUCGGCACAAAGUGUCCUGUCACAUAACACGGACCCACGCGGAGCCACUCUGCCGAAGAGACGCGAGCCGAAGCCGGCCUUGUCGUGUUCAUGAUCGUCGACGAAACUGCCCGAGAGGAAAAUCGACAGAGAGACCAGAACACCGGCGUCUGAGGUACCACGAUCCGGAGAACGCCAUCAUUCGAUUAGAACAGGACCCGAUACUUCGUCCGGUGCGCAUCCUCGGUUGUCCUCCCACGGAGGAUCAGGAGAUAUCCUCCUUCCUGGAGCCAGCCGGGCCCAGUUACGUUUACCCGGACAUCAACGUGGGCCAGUUCGCCGGCGGUGAGCCGCCCUGCUUCGCUCAGCACAAUCCGGACAAUAUUCUGCCCAAGAGCCGCGUCGGCAGCAUCGCCAGACUCCUCGACGGGCCGAAUCGCGCCGUGAAGGACAUCAAUCGCAAGGUCCUGGCGAUGGCGCGAGCCAUGACGCCCGCCUGGUCUCUACGUCUGCUCGGCGUCAGCUGCGGCUCCGUAGUCUGCGCCUGGGGACUUUUGCUAAUAUUAUCCGUGCUCGGUGGCGGCGCCUCGCAUGGCACCGGGAUCGGUAGUUUCGGCCUCGGUAGUAUGACGGGUACGAUGGACGAUUUGAACGGAAUCAGGUGUCCUUGGGCGUGCACGUGCGGCGGACAAGAGGUCGAUUGCUCUCAUCGCGGCCUGACGCAGAUACCUGGGGACCUGGCGAGCUUGCUCAUCGCGGAAAAACUGUAAGUGUAACGUGUAUGCUAGAACAAUAGUACUUCGAGCAGAGAAGAGGAAG
Messenger RNA from Formica exsecta, 1495 nucleotides. RefSeq lists its product as uncharacterized. The transcript is spliced from 4 exons. NCBI's taxonomy places the organism in Eukaryota, Metazoa, Arthropoda, Insecta, Hymenoptera, Formicidae. Bases 1 to 1446 code for a protein of 481 amino acids. The record is from RefSeq and is a predicted model, not a curated record.